UCUCUCUCUCUGGUUCUUUCUGAGGGCUUUGAAUUUUCAGGCGACCCAUCAUCGCCAUUGGCGAACGGAUCCGACGGUGGAAAUCGGUUCAGGUUUGAGCUGAGCUCGUUGCAAUAAACCUAACCCCGGAUUUGCCCCAAAUCCUAAUUGCAGACAACCCAGAAACCCAUUUUCUGUGCACCCUCAACAAAAGGCCAAACUUUGGUCUGAAUUAUCUUUUCACCCCAAAACUGAGAAAGCUCCUCACUUCAAUUCAAUCUUGAGCUUGAUAAUAAUUUUCAUCAUUGUCUUUAAAAUUACUCUUUCUAAACCUAUUUCACUUAGAUUUUCACAUUCAAUUAACAAUUCUUUUAAUCUCUAGCUAACUAGCCAUGGCUGACACCAAACCAGACCCAACAACCCAGCCAUUAAUGUAUGAAACCCAAAAAAACCGAACACCCCAACCAUCAAGAAAGAAUCGGAACCUGCCUGAUUUCCAACAAUCAGUGAAACUCAAGUAUGUAAAACUCGGUUACCAUUACCUCAUCACCCAUGCCAUGUACCUCUUUCUCUCUCCUCUACUUAUCAUAGUCAUCGCCCACCUCUCUUCUCUAACAAUUCAAGACUUCCAUGUCCUAUGGGAGCACCUUCGUUACAAUCUUGUCUCAGUAGUAGUGUGCUCAGCUCUUCUUGUUUUCCUUUCCACCCUCUACUUUCUUACUCGCCCAAGACCUGUUUAUCUUGUUGAUUUUGCAUGCUAUAAACCUGAGGAAUCACGUAAAUGCACACGCGAGAUCUUCAUGUCUCGCUCUCAACUCACCGGCUCUUUCACUGACCAAAGCCUCCAGUUUCAAAGAAAAAUUCUAGAGCGAUCGGGCCUUGGAGAAGACACCUAUCUCCCUCAAGCCGUGCUCAAUGUACCCCCAAACCCAUCUAUGGCUGAGGCUCGAAAAGAAGCUGAGGCUGUCAUGUUCGGUGCCGUUGAUCGCCUCUUUGAAAAAACUUCUUUGAAACCUAAGGAUAUUGGAAUCCUCAUUGUGAACUGUAGCCUCUUUAAUCCUACCCCUUCUCUUUCAGCUAUGAUAGUGAAUCGAUAUGGGCUUCGAGGAAACAUCGCGAGCUAUAAUUUGGGGGGAAUGGGGUGUAGUGCCGGUCUCAUAUCAAUUGAUCUUGCAAAAGACCUCUUACAAGUGAAACCCAAUUCGUACGCUCUAGUAGUGAGCACCGAGAACAUCACUUUGAAUUGGUAUUUUGGGAAUGAUCGAUCGAUGUUGGUCUCAAAUUGCCUAUUCAGAAUGGGAGCUGCAGCUGUUCUGCUCACAAAUAAAGGGCGUGAUAGACAUAGGUCUAAAUACCAGCUUGUGCACACAGUGCGCACCCACAAGGGCUCAGAUGGCAGGUGCUUCGGGUGCGUGACCCAACAAGAGGAUGAAACCGGUCGUAUUGGUGUCUCUCUAUCCAAGGAGCUCAUGGGUGUUGCAGGGGAGGCCCUAAAGGCUAAUAUCACAACUCUAGGCCCUCUUGUUCUUCCUCUUUCUGAGCAACUCUUGUUUUUGAGCACGUUGAUAGGGAAAAAGCUAUUUAGAAUGAAGUUGAGACCUUAUAUUCCUGACUUUAAGCUCGCAUUUGAGCAUUUUUGUAUUCAUGCGGGUGGGAGAGCAGUUUUGGAUGAGCUUGAGAAGAACUUGCAGUUAUCAGAGUGGCACAUGGAGCCUUCAAGAAUGACUUUAUAUCGGUUUGGGAACACAUCGAGUAGUUCGUUGUGGUAUGAGUUAGCAUACACUGAGGCCAAAGGGAGGAUUAGGAAGGGGGAUAGGACUUGGCAGAUUGCAUUUGGAUCAGGGUUUAAGUGCAAUAGUGCAGUUUGGAAGGCACUUAGAACUGUGAAUCCUGCGAAUGAGACAGUAAACAAUCCUUGGAUGGAUGAGAUUGAUCAAUUCCCUGUCAAGGUUCCCACAGUGGCUCCCAUUUCGAACUGAAUAUUCAUCAUGAACAGGACAUUGUUACAGGAAAUUAGGAACUGCGUCUUACAAUUGAUUCUUUUCUUUUAUAAGGUCCUUGUUGGAAUGGAAAAUUUUUAUGGUUAGGGAAUAAGAGCUACAAUGCAGAGUGUCUGGUAUUUAACCUUCCUCCCCAAAAAAACGAGAUGUUCAAGUUGGGGGCUCUUAUUGUUUUUCAUUUCUUUUUGUAUUCCUUUUAAUUUAGUUUUUAUUUUUCUGAGGCAGUUGAUGGGAAUGGAGGGAGAUCUGGUUUGUAUGAGUGAGCUGGAGGCAAGAGAUUUCUGAGACACAAAACCAGCCUGACCUGUCUUUCUUCUUCCCUAUUCAUUAUUGAUAUUGGGAAUGUAUUUGGGUGGAAUUGUAUUUGGUCUUUUUGAGAUUGUGACUUUGGGUUCUAAUGUAUUAUUUUAUGAUGGAAUUCUAUUGGUCAUUCAUUAUGUU
Messenger RNA from Amborella trichopoda, 2420 nucleotides. RefSeq names its product 3-ketoacyl-CoA synthase 11. NCBI's taxonomy places the organism in Eukaryota, Viridiplantae, Streptophyta, Magnoliopsida, Amborellales, Amborellaceae. The record is from RefSeq and is a predicted model, not a curated record. Gene Ontology annotation, cellular component: membrane. Gene Ontology annotation, molecular function: acyltransferase activity, transferring groups other than amino-acyl groups. Gene Ontology annotation, biological process: fatty acid biosynthetic process.